AUAGGUAGGUAAGUGUAAAUGUAGAUAAGUAAGUAUAUUCAGUCUUCAGUGUCUUCUUGUCUUGUAUGUCCUGUCACCUACCUACUUUGAAAAGUAGCAGAGCACAAACGCAGUCGAAAUUGAUUACUUUUGGGGAGAAAGUUGUAAACCGUCUUUAUUUGUGAAAUUAUGUUUAAGUAGAAAUAGUAAAAUGUUUUCUCGUAAUAUCGGCCGUUUAAUGAAAUACGGUUUAUAUGGAAGUGUGGGUAUUGGCGGUACGGUAGGUUUGCUAAAGGCGCAAGAAGAUGAUAUUGCAGCCAUCACGGUCGUGAGGAUCAUAAGGACGGCUAAAACUGCUCUGGAAAUCGGCAGAAUUUACAAGACAAUGCUGUAUAGCAAAGAGUGGGACACAAAUUCCGAGGAGUACCAAGAAAUAAGAAGUCUAGCACACCAGUUCAGUGCUGAAAAACUUCUUGAUCUUUGCAUAGCAAAUAGAGGAAUUUAUAUAAAGCUUGGUCAACAUGUAGGUGCAUUAGAAUAUUUAGUUCCAAAUGAGUAUGUUCAGACCAUGCAAAUUUUACACAAAAAUGCACCAAAAAAUUCAGUAGAGGAAUUAUAUAAGGUUAUAGAAGAAGAAUACCACAAACAGCCAGAUGAAUUGUUUGAUGAUUUUGAACCUGAGCCACUUGGCACAGCGUCUUUAGCCCAAGUUCAUAAGGCUAAACUUAAAGAUGGUACUGUUGUAGCUGUGAAAGUACAACACUCUUUUGUCAAGAACAAUUUUGACAUGGAUUUAAAAUGGAUUGAAUUUGUGUUAAAAACUAUGAUGAAAAUAUUUCCCGAGUUCAAAAUGCAAUGGCUAAUAGAUGAAACUAAAAAAAAUAUAGUAAAAGAACUGGAUUUUUUGCUAGAAGGAGAAAAUGCAGACAAAGUAGCAAAAUUAUUCAAACAUUACAAGUGGUUGAAAAUACCAAAAAUAUAUAAAGAAUUUAGCACAAGUAGAGUUCUUGUUAUGGAGUAUAUAAAUGGAGGAAUGGUUAAUGAUAUAAAUUACAUAAAAGAGCAUAAGAUAAACCAAUUUGAUCUUUGUGAAAAGAUUGGAGACCUAUACUCCAAUAUGAUAUUUGUGACUGGGUUUGUGCACAGUGACCCACAUCCUGGUAACAUCAUGGUGAUAAAAGAGCCUGGAGACAAAGAAGUCACCCUUUGUUUGUUGGAUCAUGGUUUGUAUGCUCAACUAACUGAUGAUUUUAAGUACCAUUACUCAAAACUAUGGUUGGGUAUUCUGUCUCGCAACACAGAACAAAUGAGGAUUCAUUCGGAAGCCAUGGGAAUACGAAAGGAGCUGUACGGUCUCUUCGCAUGUAUAGUAACAGGACGCACGUGGGAAGCGAUCAUGCAAGGAAUUGACAGGACUAACCCGUCAGCACGAGAGAAAAGAAUAUUCCAAGAUCAUCUACCCAGUUUUAUCCAUCAAGUCACGCAAUGCCUAGAACACGUCGAUCGUCAAGCGUUAUUAGUCUUCAAGACAAAUGAUUUGAUAAGGAGUAUAGAGUAUGCCUUGGGAACAGACAAGCGAAUGUGUGGAUCUAUUGUAAUGACGAAGUAUUGUCUGCAUACUGUUUAUAAUUAUGAUAGCAGGCAUACUUCACGAGCUUUACAACCUUUGGUGACGGCAAAAUACGGGUGGUCGUUAUUAGCACUAUAUUUAUUUAGUAUUUAUUUAAGACUAAUAGAAACUUGGAGAAAAUGCUGUUUAUAAUAGAAAAUUAUUAUAACAUAGCAAAAAUGGCCUUAAUCGAAUCUUGUGUACCAAAGUCUUUAUUUAUUCAUUUCAGAUGUCUAUAUACAUGUAUACUGGGUAUAUUAUAAUGGUUAGAAAUAUAGGAGGAUCGAGAACAAUAAAGCAUGAUUUGUGCUGUGGUUUCAUAAA
This is a messenger RNA of Plodia interpunctella (Indianmeal moth), 1912 nucleotides long. It is a transcript of the gene Adck1, whose product is annotated as aarF domain containing kinase 1. Gene Ontology annotation, molecular function: protein kinase activity; ATP binding. The coding region runs from base 191 to 1741 and encodes 516 amino acids. Gene Ontology annotation, biological process: protein phosphorylation. Lineage: Eukaryota; Metazoa; Arthropoda; Insecta; Lepidoptera; Pyralidae. The transcript has 6 exons. The record is from RefSeq and is a predicted model, not a curated record.